Messenger RNA from Saccharomyces mikatae IFO 1815, 2841 nucleotides. It is a transcript of the gene SFI1, whose product is annotated as Sfi1p. The record is from RefSeq and is a predicted model, not a curated record. Bases 1 to 2841 code for a protein of 946 amino acids. Lineage: Eukaryota; Fungi; Ascomycota; Saccharomycetes; Saccharomycetales; Saccharomycetaceae. The transcript has a single exon.
AUGGGCAAAUUCGGUACAUCAAAUAAGUCGACGGAGAACCUUCUGCGUGAUAAAUUCGUACCGGAAACUACGCCGACUAAUAUUCCCACUGAUAUCCUCAUCAAGCAGGGACUGAUAACGGAUUCCACCGAAUCACUAAUCCAUGGGGGCGCAGAAAGAUACAUUGUGAACGCCCUAAAGCCUAUAGAAGCAAACAAGACAGAAGACGUCUGUGAAGAUCCGCCGUUCCACCUCCCUUCCCCACCGUUGGAUCUGGCAAAUCUAGAGUACGAAAAAGUCACCGAUCUUUCGAAAAAUGACUUUCGAUAUGAUUUGAAUAACACAUCCCUUGAAAUAAUUGAAGAUUUAUACCACCAGAUUGAGGCCUUUUUGGUUCAUUUUAAACUAUCGAGAAGUUUUUUACUAAUCUUUAAAAAUUACGUCAGCAUUCUUAUCCAAGAAGGCUUCAACCCAUUACAUGAUGAGUAUUUUAGGAUACUAGAAGAUGAAUUAAAAGGGAUUUUCACGUUCAAUUCUGUUAUAGAAGAGAUCUUAGAAAUAUUCUUGAUACAUCCUCGCAACAAAUUCAUUGCACUAUCCCUUGCAGAAUAUACGUAUGCCAGGAACAAAAUCAGAAGACAUUUUAGUCAUUGGAAAACUGCCUGUGAGUUAAAUGAGGAGGCAAAUAAGUUUGCAGAGCAAGCAGUAAUGAAAAUAAAGGAAACUUUUUUUUAUAUUUGGUGUGACCGAAGAUCAAAGUACUCACAAAUGGCCAAUAAUGAAGCUGAAAGCUUUAGGAAUACAUGGCUAUUAUUUCGAUCGUUUCAGCAAUGGAUAGCGUUAACUCAAACUCUAAAGGAGCAAGCAAGAUUAGCUGAUCAAGCUUUUUUGAAUAAAAUGUUUAGAAGGAUUAUCAAGGCACAAGAGAAUUGGAAGCAUUUAGAAACGAUCAGCAUUGAAAGUAUAAAGCUUAUUUCUUUACGAUCAGUACUUCAUCUAUGGAAAUUAAAGCAUAGAGAAAUGAAUUAUGUUGGGUUAAAAAGAAGAGUUUUUGAAGGUAUGAAACAGAAAUUUAUAGAUUAUGAAUACAAGAAGAGUAUUUCGAAAGAGGUGAGAUCAUUAUCUCUACUAAGAACAUGCUUUUGUAGGUGGAAGAAGAAAAACACUGAGCGUGAAGAUAAACUUGCAGCACUUAAUGUGCUGGAGAAUAAAUUUAUCAAAAGAAAGUUUCUACGUAAAUUAAACUCGUUAUUUCAGUAUACUCAACAAGAAGCUGUUGUCAAGAGUAAGCUAGACCAGACACUUUUGAGAUGUGUUUUUGAAAAGAUGUGGCUGAAACGAUUCGAAGACCAUUUGCAUUUAUAUUCUAUUAUCAGUCUGAAAGAGACCAACCUUGUAAAGGAUAUUUUUCACUCUUGGAAGAAACUUCUAUAUACUGACCUCAAAGCCAGUGAUUAUUCGAGGACAAGUUUACUUAAGAACACACUUAGAAGUUGGAAGCUCAAAGUGAAGCUAAAGACUUCAGAACAGAAACGCAAGAUGAGAAUUAAAACAAGGGCGUACAGUACCUGGAGAAAAAGAAUACAGUAUGGGAGAAUAUCGAGUGAACAUAUUAGAAUUGCCUUUUAUGCAAAAUAUCUCGAUCUGUGGAAAAGAAAGAUGUUACAAUUGGAGUCUAAAGAUGACAAAGCAUCUAAUUUUUACGAGGAAGGCCUUAAACAUGAAUGUCUAGCCAUAUGGAAAGAGCGUUUGAUUAAGACUAAAGAAUUGGAGGACAGAUACAAUUUCUUAAGUAAAACACAUGCAAUUUUGAUUUUAAAACGAACACUAAUGCAUAUUGAUAAUAUCCAUUUGCUAUAUAAUGAACUAGCACCUUCUAUGGAGACAAUAAAACUCUCCAGGACCUUCUCAAAAUGGCAGAAGGCUACUAGUUUUAGGGUCAAAAAUAAACUAAAUGAUAUUUUACACACUUAUGAAUUGGAUAAAAAAGUUAAGCUUCAAAAAAAAAUAUUUAAUGCAUGGCAGAACAGAUAUCACUUUUACUCAGAAGUAUGCAAUACACAAGCAAUUUCGAUAAAAAAUAUUCAGCUUGAAAAAAUGGUGCUGAGAAAUUGCAGAGAUAAGUUAUUAGAAGUAAUAAAAUUAAAAGCACUAGCAGAUGAAGUUCGCGAAGAGUUUAUGUUAAUCAAGACAUUCUAUAUCUGGAAAACUCAUCUAGAUGAACUAUCCGACAUGAAUACAUUAUUGGAACAGUUGGAAGCCAAUAAACAAUUCAUAAUUACAUCUAAAUUCUUAAAAAUGUGGAGUCUUCGAUUUCUGAAAAUUAAACGUAAUGAUGAGACAGUCCAAGUGUUCCGUCAUCGCUGGGAUAGGGCUACCGUGAGAGGACUGUUACUACUGUGGAAAAAUCGUUCAGAUAGUUCACCAAAGAGGAUGAAGGACUCCGAUCUCAAACAUGAACUGAAAACUCCCAUAAGAUCAGGCUCGCUAAAUACCUCAACCAUACCAGGCUCAGAAAGAAUAAAGCAGCAUAGAAUGGAAGCCAUGAAAUCGCAUUAUAGCAGAGCAAGAAGAGCUAUACCAAGUCCGGUAAAAUCUUCUAGUGUUCUCGAUUCUACUGCUAAAAAGCAGAUCAAACUUGAAAGUACAACGGAAUUAAACGGAUCUCCAACACGAGCAAGACCUAUAAGAUACUCUCCUAGGCGUCCUAAUAGAAACCCACCAUCUAAAGUUGAUCAUAUUGACUUUGGAAGCAUACCCGCAGUACCUUUCAGUCUGAGCGCUGAUUCUCCUAGGGUCGAUCAAGACAUAGAUUAUUUAAGGGAGCAUGACAAAUCUCCAUUAAGUCGAAAACGUCAAUAG